GGAAAUAUUUCCAUGGGUGUAACGCUGAAAUUGAAUUUUUCCAGUGAAGAUGAUCUUUGAAAUCGAGCCACGACAAAAUCUUAUUUAACGCGGAAACAAAGAAACGUAUUUAAGACGUUCCAGGGAUCUUCUAUUAAUCAGAUGGAAAUGGUUCAUUCUUCUCAUUCUUUUUCUUCAAUUUCUUACGAGAGAAUAGUGAUACACAGUAGUUUGAAAAAAAAAAAAAAAAAUAAAAGAAAGAAGAAAAAUAAAAAGAGAUAGGUGAUUGUAACGAAUCGGGACUCAGUCAAAAGAGAAAUAAAACAUCCUUUCUGAGUUCGAAAAAAAGGAAAGCAAAAGAAAAUAAAAAUGAAAGCAAAGCGAGUCAAGUCAAAACAAAAAAGAAAAGAAAACAAAAUAAAAGUAAACAAAAAGGGAAAGGUACAUGUACUUUAGUUAUAUACCGUAGGUACUACGGCUGGCAGGCCACUCACCGAGACAAACGUUUUUAUUAGGAAAAAUCAGGAGGCGAGACGAAAUCUAGGACCGAGCGCGUGCGCUUUGGGAUAGGCGAAGGAGGGUUGAGGAAAAGGUUGAGGAGUAGGGGUUGGCGCCCGGUGGCGCCCCACUCGUCGCUCGGCACCCUUCCACUUUUGGCUCGCGGCGCGCACGCCGUCGCCGCCGUCGCCGCGACGGCAGGGUUGGGCUGUUGUCGGAAGGGUGGAGGUGUCAGGCGCCAGUCGCUACGCGGACGCUGAGCUCGGGAUUUCCCUCGUCUUCGCGAUAUAGAGCUCUAUUUUCAGUAUCUAUCUAUCUAUCUAUUUAUCUCUCUCUCUCUCUCUCUCUCUUUCUAUUUUGCUCUUUCCACCCCUUCGCCCCUCUAAAAGCAGUGCGUGUGAAUGCGCGCGCGCGCUCCCCACGUUUUCACCCUCUCCAUUUCAUAUCUUCUUUUCUCCUUUCUUCCUUUUUUCUUCCCCUCUUCUUGUUGUUCAUUUCCUUUUCUUUCGUUUUCGUUCCUAUUCCAUCGUGAAGCAACCUUUUAUGCAUGCGCCGUUUUUUUUCCAGUCGACAAUCGAAGAAACGAAAUACACACCCCUCGAAAAUAUCAUUCAAGUCCAGACGCAACCCUCUUUCCAUAUACAUCCCGGAGUUCUUACCCGCUUGAUUCGUCCUAGUCGUAGGGUGAGGGUCGUAGGAGCAAGACAUUUAGAGAAAGAGAGACAGAGAAUCGAGUUGUAGAAGGGGAAUCGAGAUAGGAAGAGAGAAAGAGAGAGAGAAAGAGAGAGAGAGAGAGAGAGCGAGUAAGGGUUCGGGUGGUGGGGAGGAUUGUAAGUUCGCGAGAGUUCAGUAGAACGCGUGUGAUCGAGAGUCGCAGUCGCGCGGGACAUUUUCUUUUUCUUAUUUCGUGUUUUCGCGUGUCUUUUUGUAAGAAAGUGAUGAUAAGAGAGUUCUCUUCUUCGAAGAUCGUGAAAGGAUAGAGUGAUCGAUUCGAAAGUACAGUAAUUCAUCGAAGGUGGUUUCGAGAGAGGAUAAAGAGGGAGCUGUACGAAGAGAGAAAGAGAGAGAGAGAGAGAGAGAGAGAAAGAGGAGGAAGUGAAGAGGAGUAGAAGGAGGGGGAGGAGGAGAAGAAGGAUCAUGGAGAAGAAUGGAUCGAGAUUGUGAUGUUACUUGCGAGGGAAUAUACGAUUAAAAAUAAUAACGGAGGUGGCAUAGGUGUAAUAUAUUACUUCGGGGAAGAUUGGAUGAAACGUUUCAACGAAGUUCGUCGAACGUCGUGAAACGCUUGUUUAGAUUCAAUCUCGGAUCAGGAUCUUUCAUGACACGCCAUUGGAAAGCUGAAAACUUUCUCGUCGAGCUUACCUUUCUCGAGUACCUUCGUAGGUCGUAUGGUUAUCUUACGCUCUUGGAAUUUUUAUUACAUAAUUUUCUUUUGAUCCUUCUCUUCCUUUUUAUUCACAUCCUCAUAUCAAAGAAAUCAAACUAUUUGUUCAUCGUAACUUCUUAUUGCUGUGACUUCUUCGUGUUGUUCAAAUUGAAGGAUUGUUGUUAUUGUUUGUAUUAAAAAAAAAAAAGGGAAAAAAAAAGAAAAGAAAAAAAGAAAGAAAGAAAGAAAGAAAGAAAGAGAUAAAAUUACUAAUUCAAUUUUAUAAUUGGUGAUAAAGAUAAUAUGUCCUUUCGAUUAUUCUGUCUCUAAUUAAAAUUUCUUUCAACGUAAAAAGUUCAAAUGAAGACAUUUGAUAUAUCAAUUGUAAUAUGAAACGAAAGAAUGGUUACGAUUAUAGCAAGUUUGAAAAAUCGAGUCGUCGUUAUUCGUAAAAUACUAUUGCUUCGUUAACGAGAUUCCUUCUUCUCGCUUCGCGAUUGUUUCCUACGGUAUAGCUUUAUAUAAAUCACGAGAACUCUUUAAAUCGUUUCUGUUUUCUACUAAUAGUUUCGAGCGAUCCCUUCGUUUUCUUCCAUUAAGCAUUUCCUCGACGGAGGGCGGAAAAUUGGAGCGACGAUAAUUAAAGAAGUUUUAUCCGAGUCCAAUAGGAUCCUGUGUAAGUAAUCUUUCCGGGUCUUUCGUCGAUUCACUUCGUUUUUAUUUGAAAAAAAAAAAAGAAGAAAAAAGAAAAAAAAUAAUAAUAAAACGAAAAAGUAACUAUUCCAACUUGAUAAAUAUUACUAUUAUAAUAAAAUAAAUCCUUAGUUAUUAUAUAUCCAAUGAGUUCUUCCUUAUUCGAUCGAUAUACGUAAUACAAUGUUUUAUCUAAGAUUAAGAUUUAAGAUAGUUAUUUUCAUAUCUGAAUAUAUUUCAUUCAAAAGAGUCGAAUAAUAUAAAGAAUAUGGAAGGAAAAAAAAAAGAAUCUUAAUUAUCAAAGAUAAGAUUUAUCUUGGUAGCUUAGUGAAAUCUCUUAAGGGAAUCGAUAAUCUGGUAUCGACAUAAAAAGAAGCAUGGUAGCUUAUUCCGUAGGAUUAUCUUUCCUGAUUCCACUUGGAGAGCAUCUAUCUCUGGGAUCGAAUAUCUUUUUCAUUUCUAUCUCUCGUUUAAAAAAGUCUUCGAUGUUGACUCGUUCCGUACUCAACGUCAUCGCCGUGAUAAUUACCAAAGUUUAAUCGUUAGCCAUAAUUAAAGGCCCUCGAAUUCCCAAAGGUGUUAGCGUACUCGAGUGCCGGAUGGUCAAAUAAAAAGAGGAAAAAAAAAAUGGACGCUGUUUCAUCCAAAUUAAAGCGAAGAGAAGCUUCCUGGAAUGAAGAUAGAAACGGAGGAACUAGAGAAGGUAGAAGAGACUUGUAACCCGAGGACAGGCAUGUACGAGCUGACGCGUACAUUUAAAGUUACAUAUAUAACAUAUAUAGAGAUAAGGAAUGUUUGUGCUUGUAUGAGUAAGAGAGAAAUAGAGAAAGAGAGUGACCAAGCUCGUCGCACGACACGAGAGAUAGCAUUAUCAGAAUUUCGUUCAGGGUAAACUCCACUAAUUUUAACUAACGUUGGAAAUAUCGCGAAACUUUUGAGCAGCAAACCCACCGGCAAACAAUUUAUCUCGGCGUCUCUCUAUCCGAAGGAGCUCGAGUGGAUAGGAGAUGGAGAAAGAGAUCGAAAACGAGACUCUCGUCUUUCUCUUUCCGUCUCUCCCUCUCUCUCCCUCUCUCUCUCUCCCUCUCUCUCUCUCUCUCUCUCUCUCUCUGUCUGUCUAUCUCUAUCUCUUUCACACUCACAGUUACGGACACUAGUAUAACGGAGCGCGCAUAGAUACACAGACACAUACAUGCACAUAGUCUAGCUUUCCCUUCGACUUCGCUCUCUUACUUAUCCACUCGCUUUGCGCGGUCUGAUAGGGGACUUUAGUACCAUCUAAAGUACAGUAUAACCCAGGGAAUUAUAGUACUGCUCCCGUGCCUGCAGUCUACUUCGUGGUAGCAACUUAAUAAGCCGAUAGGAUAGGAUCGCAGUGAGAGUGGUCGACCUCCGUCGCGUUGAGUCCGCUCAACAUCGAGCGACAUCGACGUCCGAGUUAAUCGUCCGAUCGGUAUCUAGGGAUCAUGUAAUAAUAAAAAUAAAAGAAUGGUAUGAUAUCUCAUAAGGAGGGAGUCUAUUAUCUAGUCGAUAUUGAAUGUUGGCACUCGUAAAGCUGCAGCAAACGACGACGACGACACGAGGGACCGAUCCUCUUUCCUUUUCGUCGAUCCUAUCAAUGAGAUCGAGUACUUUGAUAAGGGACGUUCGCUUCGUUCUUUUCUUUGCCCACCAUAAGCUCCAAUAACGGUGGAUAGAUUGGAGAACGAGAGAGAUGCCAAGUUUAUGAAGAAAGAAAAAAAGAAAAAAAGAAAAAAAAAGAAGAAAAAAAAAAGACGUCAAUCACAUCGUCAAUACAACAAACAAUGUCAAUUAUAUCGAAAAAUUUUCUAUUGGAGAGUUCUUUUAUUCUUUCACAUGUUCAACGUAAUUAUACGUGAAAUUUUCAAAUAAUAUUUUAUUCAUAUUAGAAAGAAGAUCAUUAAAAUUAAUCUUAAUUAGUAUCGUACAGGAUAUUUGAAUUUUUUUGAUCACCCAAAUAUGUAUAAUAAUACAUAAUUGAAAAGAAUUAUUAAAUAGGAAUCAAAUUGAAUGAACUAUUGGAUAAUCUAAAAAGAAGAAUGGCGUACCGAACUCAUUCAACUUACAUUUUCGAAAGAACCAACGAAAUGCAAGUCAGAAGAUUUUCAAAGCACGCUAUGCGAAUGCAUUCUCGGGUGUUUCACGUGCGAAAGUAACUGUGAAUGAAAGACCAUUCGAUGGAGAAAAGACGAGGAAAGAAAUAGAAAAAGUAAAAGAGAGAGAGAGAGAGAGAGAGAGAGAAAUCUCACGAUCGUGUAUUCAAAUGGGAGGAACCAGAUGCUGGUAACAGAGGAAAAUUUGAAGAAAGGGAAGUGGUGAAAUGCCUCGUUUAUCCCUUUCUCUCUUUCUCUUUCACGAAUGUACACCAUCGUCCGAGGAUAAUUGCUUUCCCCUUUUUCUCCUUUUUAUUUUCCUUUCCACUCCGUUCUUUACCGUAACGAGCGUAUGCACGACGUGAUAGCUAUGACGUGAACGUGAAAAAAUGACUUAAACGCCUUUACUAAUUGACAAUUACUUCAGGAAAGUUAUAUUCUUCUCUUUAAAAUUUCGUUCAUAUUUCUUUUUUUCUUUCUUCUUUUUCCCCUUUUUUUCAGGUAGACAAUGUGAUAUUUCUCUAAUCUAAAAAUACUGGGAGAUUAGGAGAAUACACGGAAACUAAAAAAAGUUAACAGGAGUUUUCCCAUAUUUAUUGCUCGAAACGAUCGACACAAAGGUAGAUAAGAAUAAAAAGAGGGAAAGGAAAAACAGUUUGGACGAUAUCAGAAAGAGGACAUCGAGGAUCGGCAGUGAAAGAAAAAUAAGGAAGAUAAGAGAAAAGGAUCUUAGGUGGGUUUUAUGAAAAGGCGAAAAAUGCGAUAGAGAUUGGUGAAUGGUCGAUGAAGCAUCAUCAUGUGCUCGAGUGUAAGAGCUUGGUGGUGGAGGGGAGCUCUCUUGGGCACGAUGAUGCUCGCUUGGACUUGUAUCGUCGAGGGUUGCCCGAGUAUGUGUGCCUGCAAGUGGAAGGGUGGAAAGGAGUGGGUGGAGUGUGCGAAUCGAGAUCUGAAGGGACUACCACAGGGUGCCGGAGAGGAGACUCAGGUGUUGGAUCUGUCGGACAAUCACCUGGUCAGUUUACCACCGGAAUGCUUUCACGCUUUGGGACUGAUCAAUCUUCAGCGACUCUAUCUCGGUAGAUCGCAUAUCAGUAGAAUAGCCGUGAGAGCAUUCGAAGGGUUGGUCGGGCUGGUUGAGUUGGAUCUGACAGAAAAUCUGAUCGACGAGAUACCAACGGAAAGCUUUUCGUCUUGCCCGAAUCUCAUGAGGCUGACGUUGAACGGUAAUCCUAUAGUGGAGAUCAAAAGGGGUGCCUUUCAUCGUCUGGUGCAUCUGACGAAUCUGGAGUUGAGCCAUUGCAGACUUGAGAUCAUCGAGGAAGGUGCCUUCGAUGGUUUGCAUUCCCUCGAAUGGUUACGUCUGGAUGGUAAUCGAUUGACGUACAUGCCGAAUCAUACCUUACCACUCGGUGGUAGCUUUCGAGGAUUGACAUUACACAAUAAUCCUUGGUUGUGCGACUGUGGCUUGAGAAUUCUGCAGGCUUGGCUGAAGGAAUCAGCACCGGCAGCUCCUCAGGAAUCUGAACCUAUUUGCGAUAUGCCAGUUCGUUUACGAGAUAGACAGAUAAAAACGUUAAAGGACAACGAGCUCGCGUGCCUACCGCGGAUCGAGUUGCAGGAACGUGUCGACGUAUACGAGGGUAGCAACGUGACGUUCCAAUGCAACGUUCAUGCUAUACCGGCAGCUACGAUCACGUGGUGGUUCAACGGAGAUAUCUGCGAGCUUCAGAAUGAGAAUGAUUCCUCGACGAUGAAUUUCUUAACUUUUCCAAGAUACAUCUAUAGGCAACGUGGCUCGACCAACAUGUCGAGCACUCUGUACGUAUACUCGGUGGAGGCUAACAACGACGGCGUCUAUAGUUGCGUCGCAGAGAACACUGCUGGUACUACUGGCGCUAACGUCACCCUGAAGGUUCUGUUCCGUGAAAAGGUAACCGCGGAACCUCCAUCGGACGAUCCAGGUUCCGGUUAUGUAGCAGCGAUAGCUGCUGGCGCGCUAGUAGGCACUCUCUUCGUUCUUGGCUGCGUGGUCGGUAGUAUUGUAUUUUGCGUGAGGAAACGUCGACGCGAUCGGAAGAGGAAUUCCAAGGCAUUGGUCUCGCAAAACAAAUCGGUGAUGCCUAUCACGAAGGAUACAACGACGAGUCUGCCAAGUUGUAGAAAGGGUAAUGGCAGUUUGGUUGGUUUCGAGCAUCAACAGAUCGUAUCUUACACUGAACGCGAAAUUGGCAGAGCUGCGACCUUGGAACGAAGAGAACAACGUGGUGGUAAUUUGGAAGAGUCCUAUGGUAGUCCGGUAUCAAAGUAUCUAACAGAACCGGACUUGAUAAAUGAAGUUCCUGAAACCACGGACGUGACCUAUGGCCAAUUAUACCGUCAUCAGACAAACGAGAGGCACGUACUCGAAUACGACUCUGGUUAUCCGAUACAACCACCGGACUUACGUCCAUCGAAUAUACCGCAAUUGAGUUACUUGGAUCAGGAUGGAUAUCCUUUGAACUUUGGCCUGCCAAAGAUCUCGUUCAAUAACGCGAGUACGCUUCCUCGAUUAAGGACAAGAAUGGCAGAAGGUUCGGCCGUUGCCCCACCGGCUAGAUACUCGAGAGAAGCUGAGUUCUUAGCUAGAUCGACGGCAGGUUAUGAUCCAGUUUUACCUAGGACCGAUGCUAGAUACACUGCCGAAGGUUAUCCGUACCCUCCUCAUCAACCAGUUGAACAACCAAUACAGCAGCAGCUUCAACAACCCGUCAUCUCGCCCGUUGUCUCGCCAGCCUCAGUUUUUCCAGAGGUUCCUUUCAUACCGUCACCACCUGCUGCUUACAGAGGCGAAACCACACCACUAUCACCGAGAUCUUUACUCGGCAAGACUGCACGUGAAGCAGCCGCUGCUGCUGCGGCUAGGGCGGACGAACUUCAGCCACCUCAUCAUCCAGAAAGUCCGGACGAAGGUUACGUUGGCGAUGCCAUGGACGUUUGAAAAUUAUCACGAAUUUCAUCGUGCUCAAUUGAUCGAUACAAAAAACGGUAAAGACGGUGGGAUCGAUUUCUAUUUCAUUCGGAUGACCAAAUCUCUCGUUCCAAAUGUUCCGCUACUCUGUGCUUCCAUCAUCGAUUUUUGUUCGUUGUUUUCUUUCAAUUCCAAAUGACGAGUAAAACAGUCGAAAAGGAAAAUGGAAAAAGAAAAAGAAGGGAACUAUGAUCGAUCGAUCCGAAAGAAUAGCCAUACGAAGUAUUAAUAAUCGUUUCUAUCGUUGGACCAUUUAAACUCAUUUUGAUCGACAUCGAAAUAAACGAAGAUCGAGCUGUGGAUUUAUGUGUUCGAUUUAAAGACAUUUCAUCCACAUAUCGUGUAGUAAAUUUUGUGGGGGCAACAUCGUGCUAUUACUUCGUACACUCACAGCUCUCUAUCAUCCAUCGUCUUUCUAUAUCCUUCGAAAUGGGUCGACGUCGUCGUUGACAUAGUCGUUCUCGGCCAUCGAAAUGGGCGUUAAGACGACAUCGAAUCGGAGGAAGCAUAGAGGAAGCUCGAACAAAGGAGGAAUCCCACUGUCGGUACCGGUCCUACGAAAUUAAUCAGCUAGGAGAGAGAAUAUCUGGAAUUCUCGGACUACGACGACGACGACGACGACGACAUGUCUCUCUCUCUCUCUCUCUCUCUCUCUCUUUCUCUUUCUCUUUCUCUCUCUUUCUUUCUCUCUCUCUCUCUCUCUGUCUCUCUCUCUCUCUCUCUCUCUUUCUCUUUCUCUCUCUCUUGUGAGAUCAUAAUUUCUUGUCGUAGACACGUCUCUUGACGUUCGUUGCAGAAUGCUUCGAAUCGAAUAAUAAUAAUCGGUCGACGUAGAUCUCUACGUAGAUCCUCACAUGGCCCCAUAGAUCCUCUUCGGCCCCUUUAAGGAACGGGAAUCUAUUCGUUAAUCAUUCAACGAAUAAUUAUCGUUCGACGAUCAAAAAAUCAACUGUGAAACAGAUUAUAAUAAUUUCUCUGACAAAUGACAGUGAAAUAUGUGCGACAUAUAUAUAUAUAUAUAUACAUACUUUCGACGAGAUGAUUUGAAAAACAAAGAGAUAGAUAGAGAGGUGAUUAACGAUAAGAGAAAGAUCAACGACCUAACAAAUAAUUAUCUACACGACACUGUACGUACAUACGUAUAUACGUGAAAUUCGUUCGAUCGCAAAACUUUUCACCAUCCUCUUCACCCUCGUCUUACCCCAUCGAUAACUUCACCUUUUUUAGACGUACUAAGUAAACCAAUACGAUUAAUGGAACUUCGAGACAUUUUCUGGGACGAAAAAAGAAAAAGAAAAUAAAAAAAAAAAAAAAAGGAAGAAGAAGAAGAAGCAGGGAUUUUGCGGAUGUAGUCAUUCUGCUGUAGUGAUAAUAAUGUUAACUCGGUGUUUAAGACUGCCGGAUUGAAGGUAACGUCGAAUUAACAGGACGAUAGAUAUUACUGGUGGUUACUUUAAAUAUCUAAUGUACAGAGACUGUCGGGUAUACAUAUAAUAUGUACGUGUAUUAUACACACAUACGUAUAUAUAUAUAUAUAUAUAUAUAUAUAUAUAUAUAUGUAUAUAUAUAUAUAUACAUGAAUGCGAUGAAACUUUUGAACGGUGAAAGUAGUUAUUUUUUAAAAAGGAAAGAAUCAUCGAGCCAAUUCUACGAUUUUUUCUUUAAUGGACGUCUUGAAAAAAUUUGUAUAAAAACGUUCGACACGAUCUGCGAAGGACAUUCGAGAGAAUAAUAUAAUAACGCGAAUUCGUGAUUAUGGGUACUAUGCCUAAUUAAAAAUUGUCUUUAUCCGUGUGAAAUAAUCGUCUCGUUAAAUAAUUAACUCGAAUGUCCACGCAAUAAAUUAACGUAACGUACAUUAGAAAGAAGAAGUUUAAUGUAUAAUCGAUAAGGAAUCAUCUCGUAACGAAGGAAACUGGAGGUGUGUUCGAGAUAAAAAGAAGAAAAGAAAGGAGUGUGAGAGUGUGAGUGUGCGCAUUGAUUACAAGACGAUAUCGGACUUUAUAUAUACAUUUAUGUAUAUAUAUAUAUAUAUAUAUAUAUAUAUAUGUGUGUGUGUAUAUCAUCGAAAUAAGAAGAAAAAACACCCUGUCUACAUCGAGAAUCGACGUUCUAUUAUUUUUCGUCGGACAUUAAAACCAUUGAAACUUAAUUUUAUUCUUAAAGGACAUAUGCGACACACACGCACAAACACACACAAGUACACACUGACACAUAUACACGGUCGUUCGAUUGAGAUCGUUCAAUACUUUGCGGUCCAUAAUUACUAUCGACGUUCCUUCUUCGUCAAUCAAUCGAUAUUAAUUUAUAAUCGGGUUUAUUUUACUUACAAAUAUUGUAAGAAAAAGUAAUUAUUUGUGAAGAAAAUAUUAUUCAAAUUUUUGCAAUUUUCAAAUUAGUAUAAUAAUUUCAAAAUGAACGCGUAUAUAAUAAUUUGCUAUAAGGUGUAUUAGAAUAAAGUGUGUUAAAUUAAAGUCAACAUUGGACCGCAAAGAAAAAUGAAAAUGUAAGCCUAACAUGACUUUUAUAGAAAAAAAAACAAAAAAAAAAUAAGAUCGAAAAAUUUGUAAAUUCCAUUUUUGUUAUAAAAGUUCGCCUAACGUAUAAUUUUCUUCUUCGUUAACCCAUUACCAAAGUCUCACAAUUCAUUAUAAAUUCGAAGAAAAGGGAGACGAAGUUUAUCUUAUUGUCAGACAUUGUCUCUUAUCUUUGACAUUUCCUCGAAUAUACGGAAAGUUGAGUUUGGUUUACGCAUUAUAGGAAAGAUCGAUCUACGUUCUCACGGCCGUUCUCGAGUUUAGUAAGUUUUUAAGUAAAUAGACAGAACGUUAUACGCGUGCACGCGCAGAAAGAGAAGUUAGAAAGAGAAAAUCGGAAAGGGAGAUAGAGAUAGACAGAGAAAAAGAGAAUAUGUAUAUGUGUGUGAGAGAGAGAGAGAGAGAGAGAGAGAGAGAGAGAGAAAUAUAUAUAUUCACGUAUAGUGUCCUAUAAUAGACAUAUAUACGUGAAAAUCGCGCGCGUAGAUUCAACUCGAUAGAGACUCGAACGCGCGCGCGCGAGCGUGCGUUCUACAGGGUAAUAAGAGAUGGAAGUGUGUUGUGAAUGUUAAGUUCCAUUGCGAAUGUAUAUGUAUAUUAUGACGUUAUAGGUGUUUGUAAACUCUGAUAUAAAGUGAAAGAGGACAAACGUGUAAAACGAAAAUUACGACACAAAAAAAGAACAUGGAUUUUUAUAGAUACUUAUAAACAUUAUCAUUUCCUUUUUUUCUCUCUCUCUUUCUCUCUCUCUCUCUCUCUCUCUUUUGAUGAUAUCGCCUAGAUUUAUAUUGUUUAUUUAUUUAUUUAUUUAUUUACUUAGUUUGUUAGUUCUGUUAAUUAUUUCGCUCGUUCACUUCUUUUUGAAUUUCUUUUUUUCUUUUUUUGCCAUCACGUACACGCACAAAUAUAUGCGCUCGUAUGUGCUGAUCGAUCUCACACAUAAAUAGAUAAAUAAAAUGGGAAGGAUGAAUGAAAAAUUGUUAAGAAUUGAAAUUUAUUGGAUUAUCGACUAGAAAAGACAAAGGUAAAAAGAAAAAAAGAAAAAUAAAAAAAAGAAAGAAAAAUAUGUUUCUAGCGAAUUUUCUGGUAAAUUUGUUGCGAAAAUAGAACAUUAUUAGUCGAAAACGCUGAUUCGCGUAAAAUUAACUUGGCAAUUAACGUGGUAAAGAACGAGUCAUGGUACUUACGAAUUCCUACACGCGAAAUUUUUUCGCGUCCUGCGUUCCUUUUCUCUUUAUAUAUUUUUUCUCCCUCUUUUCCUCGUACAAAUGUACCCAUUUACAUAGAUCUUUGUUUUUCUUUUACAGUAUUCUCGUUGUAGAUUCCAAAAGUCGCUCACUCGCACUCUCUUCUGUACAUACGUACGUAUGUACGUACAGUCCAGAGAAAACAAGAGAGUUCACAUUUUUACGAGGACUGCCAUUUUAAGUACAUACGUCCAAAUGAUUGUACACAUUAGCCCAUUUCGUAAAACGUGUCCUCAUGAGGAAGAGAGAGAGAGAGAGAGAGAGGGAGAGAGAGAGAGAGAGAGAGAGAGAGCGAGCGAGCUCAUUUCACGGCCCAUAUUUUUUAUCAUCUCUAACAGAAAAAAAAGAAAAGAAAAAAGAAAGGAAAAAAGAGAGCAUAACAGCUUUCGUAUAAUUCACAACACGGAUCGAUUGUAAAGAAUUAAGAAUUUAAAGAGGAAAAAUGAGAAAUCAUGAAAAUUUUCAUUUCACGAGGACCAUUCGUUUUGACAUAUCUCUAUAUAUUAUAUUUCCCUAUAUACGUUUGACCAUUUCGUUUAUUUCCCUUUUCGUUAAAAAUCCUCUCCCUUUCUUCAGAAAAAGGAUAUUUGUCCUCAAGCUUGUUCGCAUCGGUCUGUUUGAAAAAUUUACAAGGAUCUUCCUAGAGAAAAGUAGUUGUCGCUUCCCAUGGGAUUUCUCAUCCCUAUUCUAUGCAAACGAAAGAAAGGCAAUAUCUAUUUUUACAACGAUCUUCUCGUUACGUGAUCGGUUUCACUCGUCUUCUAGUUUUUCUUCUAUUCUUUUCUAUCCUUUUUCCUUCCUAUCUUUUUCCUCGUACAAGUAUACUCGUUCGUGCAACUUCUUACAUUCUUCUUACUUCCCUCCUUCCACUUUUCGUAUUUCUUAUCUCAAAAUCGGUUGAAGUUACUCAUCCCGUAUAUUCAAAGUUUUCCCACAUUUUACGAAUAAUGAGUAACGAAUGACGAGAAAAGUUUUGUUCGUGAAUGAGUAUUACUUUUUUUCUUCUUUCUUUUUUUCCCCCUUGGUCUCUAUAGUAAUUAUGAACUCUAUUCAAAAAAUCUGUUCGAACGAUCACGGUAUUACUUAUUUAAAAUGGUUCGUAAUAAUUUUUCGAAAGGAGAGAAAAAAGAAGAAAGUACGAAGAAGAAGCAAACAAAAUCUUAUUAAGAGUAACAAAAUUAUUCAAUAAAAAGUUUAUCGGGAAUUAAUGUCGAAAUCAUUCCGUUUAGAUGUGAAUCUGAUUUACACGGUAAAAUGGAUAAAAUUCGAUAUGUUUCAUGAUACCUAAAUAAAGCUGAAAAAAGAAAGCAUAACUCACUUGAUCGAUUUAUCAUUUUCCAUAGGUCGAAUAUCGCGUGUUGAUACCAACGAGAAUACGGAAUCCUCGUAAAGUCCUCUACAUAACUGAUUGAAUUGGGAAUACUUUUACCUAUAGAUAUAUACAUAUAGACAUUCUCGUUAACGAUAACUUAUCGUUCCCGGACUGGCCGGUAUUAAUUAUUAGGGAGUGCGCGACGAUUAUAUGCGCGCAAGCCACGAGAAUUUAAUUAAUACCUGGCCAACCGAGCAAACUCACACGUACGUAUAUACAUACAUAUAUAUAU
Messenger RNA from Vespa velutina, 13045 nucleotides. RefSeq names its product leucine-rich repeat-containing protein 24-like. Gene Ontology annotation, molecular function: protein binding. The coding region runs from base 5447 to 7627 and encodes 726 amino acids. NCBI's taxonomy places the organism in Eukaryota, Metazoa, Arthropoda, Insecta, Hymenoptera, Vespidae. The record is from RefSeq and is a predicted model, not a curated record. The transcript is spliced from 12 exons.